GGCACGGCGCGGGGUGCGCUCCGGAAGCAGCUCCAUAGCGGUCUGGGCAGUACGGUGGUGGUGGGAUUUCAUCGGCGCCAUGGUGGAGGAAGUCCAGAAGCAUUCUGUGCAUACACUUGUAUUCAGAUCUUUGAAGAGAACCCAUGAUAUGUUUGUAGCUGAUAAUGCCAAGCCUAUCCCAUUAGAUGAAGAAAGUCACAAAGUAAAGAUGGCAGUCAAGCUGCGUACAGAGUAUGGCUCAGUGUUACACAUGCCCACUCUUAAAGAAAACUUGAGAGAGAAAGGAGGCCCAAACACUGGAGAUCCUUAUGGACACAAGCAGUAUUCUGGAAAUCAAGGACAAGAACUUGAGUAUUUGAUAACUGGCACACAUCCAUACCCACCUGGGCCUGGUGUGGCUCUGACAGCAGAUACUAAGGUCCAGAGGAUGCCUAGCGAGUCUGCAGCACAGUCCUUAGCUGUUGCACUUCCUGCUUCUCAGGCCAGGAUGGAUGCAAAUCGAACAGCUGCUGGUGUAGGUGACAUUUACAGACAUGCUGGAAUACCUGAACGUUCACAGCCUCCUGGGAUGUCUGUGGCUAUGGUGGAAGCUGGUGGAAACAAAAACUCUGCAUUAAUGGCAAAGAAGGCUCCAACUAUGCCCAAACCUCAGUGGCAUCCACCUUGGAAACUGUACAGAGUUAUCAGUGGUCACCUGGGCUGGGUAAGAUGUAUUGCAGUAGAACCAGGAAAUCAGUGGUUUGUUACUGGCUCUGCUGACAGAACCAUUAAGAUUUGGGACCUUGCUAGUGGCAAAUUGAAAUUGUCUUUGACGGGACACAUCAGUACUGUACGAGGGGUGAUAGUAAGUGCAAGAAGCCCAUACCUCUUUUCUUGUGGAGAAGACAAACAAGUGAAAUGCUGGGAUCUUGAAUACAAUAAGGUUAUCAGGCAUUACCAUGGUCAUCUAAGUGCUGUCUAUGGUUUAGACUUGCAUCCAACGAUAGAUGUACUGGUAACGUGUAGCAGAGAUUCUACAGCACGAAUCUGGGAUGUAAGGACAAAAGCCAGUGUGCACACGCUAUCAGGACACACGAAUGCAGUAGCAACAGUGAAAUGUCAAGCUGCAGAACCACAAAUUAUUACAGGCAGUCACGAUACUACCAUACGGCUCUGGGAUUUAGUGGCAGGAAAAACUCGUGUUACCUUAACAAAUCACAAGAAGUCUGUACGAGCGGUAGUCCUUCAUCCAAGACAUUACACAUUUGCAUCUGGUUCUCCAGAUAAUAUUAAGCAGUGGAAAUUCCCAGAUGGAAACUUCAUUCAGAACCUCUCUGGUCACAAUGCUAUUAUCAAUACAUUGGCUGUCAAUUCCGAUGGUGUUCUGGUCUCAGGAGCUGAUAAUGGUACUAUGCAUCUUUGGGACUGGAGAACUGGAUACAAUUUCCAGAGGGUGCAUGCAGCUGUACAGCCAGGUUCUUUGGACAGUGAAUCGGGAAUAUUUGCCUGCGUUUUUGACCAGUCAGAAAGCAGAUUGCUCACUGCUGAAGCUGAUAAAACCAUAAAAGUGUACAAAGAAGACGAUACUGCGACUGAAGAAACUCAUCCUGUCAGCUGGAAACCAGAAAUUAUCAAGAGGAAGAGAUUUUAGUGCAGCAGCGUAUCUAAGCUGUAAUUUUGGUUUGGUUUUCCUGAGAGCAUUCAAUCACAUUUUACUCUGCUUAAAGCAGCAGAGCAGGAAGUCAGCUACUUCAACAUGUUUUAUAAUAAACUUUAUUUCUCUUUCCUUUUGUCUUUUUUUGGUGUGAUCCCAGCCAAGCAGUUGCAGCUGUUAACUUUCACUUUGUGGAGCAUGUAUAGUUCAUGGAAAGGAAAGCUGUGCAGGUGUUUACUUUUUUAAAUGAAUCUAUUGAGUGUAAGUCUAAAAAUGUUUUAAUGAGCCAGGUUUUCUGAAAGACCCUUGCAUGACUCUGAAAGUUAAUUGCAAAUUUAUGCAUAGAAAGCCAUCUGCUGGAAAUUUCUUGAGCAACACUUUCAGAUUUUAGGCAGUAUUGUUUACUGUACAUACGUUAAGCGUAUACUGUAAUGGAGCAGUCUGUAUACUGAAUUAGAGUAAUGAAGAAAGAAGCAGGACAAUAAUAAUUAUGUAGUUUGCUUUAUAAAUAUGGCCACUGAGCGUUGCCAGUGCUGUGUUGUUGAAUGAACUGGAUCUUCAGAGUGCUUAUUUCCCUAAGGAAGCAUUUGUAAGCAGCUACUCAUCUUCAUUCACUUAAUUUCAGAGUGGACCUUCUAUAGCAAGGAUCACUGUCAAAUCACAUUGUCCACAGUCAUUACAGGAUUAGGACUAGUUAACUUUUUCUAAAUCACCUUUUUUUUCCCCCCAGUAAUUCAAAGCAUAUAAUGUCAUUGGAGUACAGCAAACUUUUAUGACUGAGUUCUAAGAGGAAAAGCUCAUUACAGCCUUAAUUUUACAUGUUGCUAUCUCCCCAUGAUCUUAUAAAGGAAUUUAAAAGGAAUGGUACUGAAAGAUCAUUGAAGGGACAAAUCUUUCAUUGCAUUUACAGUCACAUAACAAGCAGUAAACAUGUAAGCCUCCUUGCUACAGCUUACCUGUGGUGUCUGCUGCUCUAAAGCACUUACUUUUCACAGAGAAGCAUCAUCAAGCCAUUCAGUUGUUGGCAACUUUGUUAGUGGUGCUAAUAGCUGCAAGUUUUAUGCUGGGUAGGUCUGGAGAAUUGUCCUGUGGCUACAGCAUUGAUAGCAGGUAGUUCGAAAUACUUGUUUCUGUUCUCUGCUGAUCUGAAUUCUUUCAAAUCUGGGAUUUGUGUUUGAGAAAUGACAGUUAACUUGCAUUGUAGUUUUCAAAAGCUAGUAAAACUAGGUGAUGUUUCUAUUAGGAUCAUUUUUGUCUUGUCUUUCGUGAUGCACAGGA
This is a messenger RNA of Dryobates pubescens (Downy woodpecker), 2911 nucleotides long. It is a transcript of the gene PLRG1, whose product is annotated as pleiotropic regulator 1. The record is from RefSeq and is a predicted model, not a curated record. NCBI's taxonomy places the organism in Eukaryota, Metazoa, Chordata, Aves, Piciformes, Picidae. Gene Ontology annotation, biological process: mRNA splicing, via spliceosome. Gene Ontology annotation, molecular function: protein binding. The coding region runs from base 80 to 1630 and encodes 516 amino acids. Gene Ontology annotation, cellular component: Prp19 complex; catalytic step 2 spliceosome; precatalytic spliceosome. The transcript is spliced from 15 exons.